Molecule: messenger RNA, 2088 nt
Organism: Guyanagaster necrorhizus
Lineage: Eukaryota; Fungi; Basidiomycota; Agaricomycetes; Agaricales; Physalacriaceae
Exons: 3
Coding region: 1-2088 (695 amino acids)
Biological process (GO): nucleolar large rRNA transcription by RNA polymerase I; transcription initiation at RNA polymerase I promoter
Cellular component (GO): RNA polymerase I upstream activating factor complex
Molecular function (GO): rDNA binding; RNA polymerase I general transcription initiation factor activity
Source: RefSeq, a predicted model, not a curated record
AUGGACGACGAAGGAUAUGUCGAAGACACCGACAACGACAAUCACAACUCUCCACUCUACCUCGACCAGUUUCGUCACCAUCUAUCCCAACUACAAGCACAUAUAAAUGGCUGUGAGCCGUUGCAACCAAAUUAUAUCUCGCCGACAGGAUAUUGGACACCCUCGGAGAAGGAUGUUUUCUUCCAUGCAUUGUCUGUAUACUCUACACUACGGCCGGAUCUCAUUGCGGCACGUCUCUCACACAAAUCUGUUGUCGAUGUAUGCGCAUAUAUCGACCUCCUUGCCGCGGCGUCCACGAAGGACCAAAAUCGCUUGUUACGACGCGAUCUUAACAUUUCUAUGGAAGUCUCGGAGGACUGGAUUCAUCUGGAAGAGGUAGAGGGAGCACUGUUGAGCAUGCAUGAAGGGUCAUGGGAUACUGCGACGCAACGCAGGGCGAACCGGGAAUUCCUGCAUCAAGAGGAGACACCGUUAUUUGGUAUCAAUUCAGACCAACGCCACCCUUUAUGCGACGAGUUCGACUCUUGGAAGCGCUCACAGGAGGCUUUCUGGGCCAGACUGGAUGCCCUGAAAUGCAUGACCCCCAAGCAGUUGACUGUCCUGGACAGCAUUCUUAGAGACGAUGACACCCAACUUUCUGUCACGACGGAACCAGUAGGAGACACGAUUUCUCUGCAACAGAUUAAACCUGUUCAAACAGAGCCUUCCACACCGCCUGGGAUGCCUGUAGCUGUCGUGGGCACGAGUCACACGAAUGAUCUUACUAUUGACCCCAUUCUAAUUGCACAAUCUGCGACCAUGAUGGCCAAUAACGUUGCAGGGCAGUCGCCUACAACAAUUGCGUUGUCAUCAUUUACCCCACCGCCCCCCUCGCUGGAAUCACCCUCGCCUUCUGUUGAACCUACUCCAGACCUAUCUCAGCUCUCACCGAAAUCUCGACGGCAGCACCAGAAACGUCUGUACAUGAGACGGAAGCGGGCCGAGGUGCACGGGGGAGAUGUGGUCCAUAACAUUGGGAAGCUUCGUCCUGGCCGAAAGCAAAAGCCAAUACCCCCGAAGAAGCGAAAGAAAAGAGCUGCGGAGGAGAAGCUGAGUAACGAGUAUAUUCAAUCUGGGGAAGAAACUUGCCAUGAUGAAGCACAAGGGCAACUGAGCAAUAAAGAUCAUGUGAAGCCCAUGCAAGGAAGAGAUGGUCCAUGCGUCCCUAGCAUUCAGACAUCGGGAAACACGAGAGGUGUGGAGCAACAAGGUGAUGUAGAAGCUGAAAUCAGAGUCGCGGAGACCGACUUUCACCAUCGUCGUGCUUCAGGGAAAACGGAAACGGCAAAGUUCAAGCAGCUUCUUGACGAACGUGGUGUAAAUGCUGCUUUUCUCCGUCAGGUUGAUCUAGGCCUCCUGAACGUCUCUCCGCUAGGCAGGCUCAUGAAGAUGUACAAGUCUGCGUAUGAAGGUCCAACAGAUCACCCCACAGUAAACACGACUAUAGCAGCUGAUACGUUUCGCCUGUUGCAUGCGAUCAUCGUGGAUUUUACGACCGAUGUCAUCCAUCGGUCUAUUGUCUACCGAGAACAAGAUAAUCUUCUCAAAGCCAAUAAGAAAGUAUGGAAGGGCGAUAAACACGAUGUUUUGCCUCAGCACAUCAAAUAUGCAUUACAUAUGAUGGGGAUGCCAUAUUUAUUGAACUUGGAGCCCUCUUCCGAAGGCGAUGAGGAUGCGAUUGACGCGGGGAAGGACAAAAACGAGCUGACCACUGAAUCAGAGUCGUUAUCCAAUGAAGCUGGCAAGAAGGCUGUGGAAGAGGACGACGAGGAAGAAGAUUCGGUUGGCGAUUCGGAAGGAUCAAUUGGAUGGGACGAACAAGAGGAUUCCAUGACUUUACGUUUGUAUCACGAAAUGAAUCCAGCAGUCAUUCGUUUACCGUCACACUUGGAUUCAUCUUCGGAGGAUAUACUUAUGUCGUCUGACACGGACGAAGAGCUGUUAAUGGAAGAGCUGGAAGAGGAAUUUGAUCUAGACGAGCAGGAUGCACUGUUAGAACACAGGUACGAGCAGGAUCUAUGGGAUAUGGGUUUUCAGCCAAUAGGAUAA